Molecule: messenger RNA, 2412 nt
Organism: Zea mays
Lineage: Eukaryota; Viridiplantae; Streptophyta; Magnoliopsida; Poales; Poaceae
Source: RefSeq, a predicted model, not a curated record
UUUACUUUUUUAUACAACUGAGACACUGCAGAUAUGCUACAGUGGUAUCAUCACUAAAUCAGAAAACCUCUGCAUAAUGGUAAUGGUACAAGUCAUUUUAGUUCUAGUACAUACAGACACACAAAUGUUACUUUUAUGUGGUUCAACUCAACUAAUACCAAAAGGGCUUUUUUUUUACGUGGCACCCUCAGUGGAAGAAUAUGUGUUUUGUGAAUUUGAGUAUUGUUUCUGUUGAAGGUGCGUUUGUGACAAUUUUUUGCUAUGCUUAGGAUAAUUGCUGACAUGAGAUGGAAGCAAAACCUUUUCACUUCCAGGGGAAAGGAAAUAAGCACCAGUUCCUAAAAAGUUUGCUACACUGCAUACAUGGUUUGUGAUUCUGAAUGUACAUAUGUAGCAAGCAAAUCAUGGAUUAGCAUUAAGAAUUUCUGAAUGGUCAAUCAACUGUCAUAACCCACCAGGUAAAAGGUUCAUAUCAAGAGAAGAAAGGGUACAUUUUUUUCUCAGUUUGUAGAAAAAAACCUGCAGCGACCCAUUUAUAAUACCCGUGAAGCAUCUAGAAAAGGAAAAUAAAAAUGAUUGGACAUUGUCGACAUAAUUGAAGGUGCAGGUAUAAAGCAUGGCAUCGUUAUGGGUUACCUAAAGCAAGCACCAGUAUCCACUUAAGACUUCAGAGCCAGAUGUCUAUUCCUUUUAUCAAAGAAUAAGAUGCUAAAGGUAAUAAUGCUUAGAGCAUACUAAAAUCAUCACAGUAAAGAUAGCCACAAAUGUUUCUCCCCUUUUGUGUGAAACAUGAGAAAACAUAUCGUUACACAUAUUUCUUCUGUAUAAACGAGGUAACAAAGAAAAAGAACAGCUUUGUUGUUUUAUGUCAAAAUGAUUGAAGUCAACCCACAGAGCCAACAUAUAAGAGACAAGCGUUAUUCUGAACCCAUUAUAAACAAAGCAGUAUCAACAAUUCCCUACUAUAAUAUGUUACUCAAAGCAAUAACCAAGAGAAGCAAAAUUUCUUAGCACAGUCUGAGCACAAACCUAGUGAUGAUAGGAUCUAUAGGAUUCUCUAAAAUCACAUGCACCACGUCAUGUGACCGCACAACUGAUUCCACUUCUAUUUAUUUAUUUAUUGAGAGGGAAGAGCUUGUCCUGUUGCCUAUAAAAGAGUGGCUAAAGACAGCAAUUCAGCACAAAGCAUAAGACAUAGUGGCUUCUUCUCCCUAUAGCUACCUUCUUCCUAUCAGGCUGGAGUUCAUCAAGGAUUUGAACCUGGAACUGGAGCCCACAAGCACACAGAGGAGGAAGAACACCAAGACUGGUUCCCAACCUAUCCAAGGUAGAAGCGAGCAACGUUAGUGUGGUAGUAACAUGGUGACUGUGAGAGAGGAGAUGCGUAAGGGGCCAUGGACAGAGCAGGAGGACAUUCAGCUGGUAUGCACUGUCCGCCUGUUUGGUGACCAUCGUUGGGACUUCAUUGCUCAAGUCUCAGGUUUGAGGGGUUGGAGAACUACAACUUAGGCCUCAACAGGACAGGAAAGAGCUGCCGCCUGCGCUGGGUGAACUAUCUUCACCCUGGCCUCAAGCAUGGCCGCAUGUCACCACAAGAAGAGCGCAUUAUCAUUGAGCUCCAUGCUCGGUGGGGGAACAGGUGGUCUAGGAUAGCAAGGAGGCUGCCAGGGCGCACAGACAAUGAGAUCAAGAACUACUGGAGAACACACAUGAGAAAGAAGGCACAGGAGAGGAAGAUGGGCAUGCCAUCACCUUCAUCCUCAUCCUCCUCACUGACAUACCAAACCUGCCUUCUUGACACCAUUCCAGUCAUUGGGAUGGGCAGUGGUGACACUCACAAUGGUAGCUGUGUCACCAGCACCCUCGAGAACACACAGAGUGUCAUGGAUGGAUAUCCCAUGGAUCAGAUAUGGAAGGAGAUUGAGGCACCACAUGCACCUAACUUGCUGAGUAUUGCUGAAGGGAAAGAGAAGACGUGCAGCAGUAGCCCCUGUCAUCUACCAUCACCUGUAAUGUGGGACUACAAAUGCCCUGAGAUAUUCUGGAAGAUGGGAGAUCAAGAAAUCAUGAUGUGAUGGAAAAUGAAAUCAAGAUGUUGGCUGCACGAUUUGGUUAUGGGCUUAUGGUAAAUAAGGCCAUCGCUAUUGAAGGCUGAAGGAAUACAUCUAUAUUGGUCAGGCCACUCAGCUAUCUGCCUAGCAGAUUUGCAGUAUUUGUACUUCCUAACUAUGCUUGCAUUAGUAUGCAGUAUUUUUAAAUCUAGUGUAACACUGGUGGUAUGCUCAUAAUGUAUGUAUCUAUGUAGUUUGAAAAAUAGUUUGUAUCAGUUUGUGCAAUAGUGUGGACGCUCUAUAUGCAUGAUAUAUCUAUUUAUCUCUGUUCUUGUUGUGCUGAACAAAUAACAGCAUAAUA